This is a messenger RNA of Angiostrongylus costaricensis, 1251 nucleotides long. Lineage: Eukaryota; Metazoa; Nematoda; Chromadorea; Rhabditida; Metastrongylidae. The record is from the annotation of a GenBank genome assembly.
AUGGGCGGUAUGGGUAAAGCGCAAGACACUCCGGUCGACACUCGGCUCUAUGACUUACUCAAAGUAAAGCCUGAUGCUAGCGACGACGAGAUUAAGAAGGCAUAUCGGAAGCUCGCAAAGGAGUUCCAUCCCGACAAGAAUCCAAAUCAUGGCGAUCUGUUCAAAGAAAUAAGUUUUGCUUAUGAAAUAUUGUCCAAUCCUGAGCGACGUCGUGUGUACGAUUUACGUGGUAUGGAUGGUAUCAAAGAAGGAGGUGCAAGUGCAGGUGGUUUUGGUGGAGAUCUGUUCUCGCAUAUAUUUGGUGAUGACGAAGACUCUCCUUUCGGCGGAUUUUUCGGAAUGGGCGGCGGUGGAAGACGUCGGACUCGACGCAAAUUCCAAGAUACUAUAUACCCCUUGAAUGUGACACUUGAAGAAGUCUAUGUUGGGAAAAAAGCUAAACUGCGGUUAUCCAAGAAAGCGCUUUGUAGCGCAUGCAAAGGAACUGGUGCAAAAACGGGUCAGUCGUACGAAUGCCGCACAUGUCGUGGACGAGGCAUCAAGAAUGUCAUACAACAGAUUGGACCAGGGAUGAUUCAACAAAUGCAAGUUAGAUGCCCUGAUUGCCGUGGUGAAGGGUCAAGAAUUCCUGAUACAGACAAAUGUGGUACGUGCAAGGGAGAAAAAAGCGAGGAGAUUAAAAAAAUACUUGAGGUUCACGUGGAGCCUGGUAUGCAAAAUAACGACAAAAUAACCUUUCCUCGUGAGGGCGAUCAAACGGACCCGGAGAUCGAGCCUGGUGAUGUCGUCAUUGUCAUACAAGUGAAACCUCAUGAAGUCUUUGAAAGAGAGGGUGAUGAUCUCAUUGCCAAAAAGACAAUUUCUUUGAAUGAGGCUUUGUGUGGAUAUGAAAUUCCUCUGAAACAUCUAGAUGGUCGGACACUCAUCCUCAAGAACAAACCCAAUGACAUUAUAACACCUGACUGCAUACGUGGAAUCAUUGGCGAAGGAAUGCCCCAUAGGCGCCACCGUGAUAUUCGUGGAAAUCUCUACAUAAAAUUCAGUGUCACAUUUCCCAAUGAACACUUCUUGGAAGACGAGUCGAAGUAUAAGGUCAAGGAAUUUUCAUAUUUUGCUCAAUAUUUGUCGUUUUCAACUUCCUUUAAUAUCAUUACGUCGUUAGGAGGUCAAGCUUAUGACGAGGAUGCUUCUGAUGAUGAGAUGAGUGGACAUGGACAUCAUGGGCCACAAGUGCAGUGUGCACAAAGCUAG